AUGUCCGAUGUAUCUGACAUCCUCCCGUCCGUAGGGAGUCCCGCAGGCAUACGUCGUCGUCCUUCCACUGUCAUUCGUGUCAAUGAUGAGCGUUUCAAUAUUCAAUCGGCACAGCGCAGAAUUGUCCUUCGCCAGCUCAAAAAAGCUCUGCUAGGACAAGAAGUGCCCGCCCCAUUGUGGGCCGUUCUCCAGUUAUGCGACCUCGAGAAAAUCGAGUACCUUGUAAAGCUUGCACAUUUGUCGCUAAAGAUCAUGGAUCCCAUCGCUGACAUCACGUGCACUCUUCCCUUCAAGUGGACAAAAAAAGCGCCUGGCAUCCAAAAUGGUUCACUCUCCUCAGGCGGCUCUUCCUUGAACAGGCGACGAGGUGCUUCCCCGAUUUCAAGAUAUGCUGCCAGAGAACGAGAUGGAUACAAAUGUGUUAUCACAGGCACCCGCAAAGUUUACGAGACUGCCCAGAUACUCCCGGUAACCACAGACACUUCUCGCUUGCAAGACGACCCGGAUAUGCCCAGCAUCUGGAGGUUCGUGGACGUGUUUUGGGGACCGAAAACAGCUGAACGAUGGCGAAAGGCUGCCUUCAAUAAUCCAGCCGAUCCUAAUCUUGCUGUCAAUGAUUGUUCAAAUCUGAUCUGUCUUCGGAGAGACCUUCGAUCUGCGUGGUCAAAUGGUCUGUUUGCCUUACGCCCUGCCUGGGUUGCAGAUGACCAAACCGAAAUGGAACUCGAGUUUUACUGGCAGCCAAGGGCAUCGCACAAGGUAUUUGACAUGGUUGAUCUAGCGAAAGAACCCCAGUCUACCAAAAAUGUCAACACGGUGGAUCGACUGAUUGUGGUGGUAGGAGAGCGAGGCGACCCUACAUAUCGGCCCAUUGAGUCUGGCUUCCGCUUUAAACUGACAACUGAUGACCCCGUCGUUCGCCCGCUUCCGAGUUUUGACUUGUUAGACAUGCAGUGGCAUUUCGCUCGACUGGUCGCCUUGUCCGCUGCGGCCAAUCUCUUCGAUGACAACGAGGAGGAAGCAGAAGUGUCCGAUGAUAAAAAAACCAAGCUUAGCCUCACCAAACAACCUGUUUUCACACCAGAUGAUGAUAUAUUAGCUUGGGUUCACUCAUCCUUUUCUACUGAUCCAUCCCUUGACGAAAGCUCCAAUGAAUUGAUGAUCGGCCCUCUGCCAGGGUCUGAGGCCGAUCGGUCGCGCAGUGUUAGCAAGGGCUCCAAGUGUUCACCCUACUCAUCAGGCCCGGUAGGCUCAGAGGAAUCCGAUAGCGUGAUUGAUGUGAUUACCGGGACUGGUCAAUUAUCAAUUGACUUCCUAGGCAGAGAUUGA
Penicillium paradoxum is the source of this 1329-nucleotide messenger RNA. RefSeq names its product HNH endonuclease signature motif containing protein. The transcript has a single exon. Lineage: Eukaryota; Fungi; Ascomycota; Eurotiomycetes; Eurotiales; Aspergillaceae. The record is from RefSeq and is a predicted model, not a curated record. Bases 1 to 1329 code for a protein of 442 amino acids.